Messenger RNA from Patiria miniata (bat star), 2307 nucleotides. Its product is annotated as N-acyl-phosphatidylethanolamine-hydrolyzing phospholipase D-like. Bases 1 to 1128 code for a protein of 375 amino acids. Lineage: Eukaryota; Metazoa; Echinodermata; Asteroidea; Valvatida; Asterinidae. The record is from RefSeq and is a predicted model, not a curated record. Gene Ontology annotation, cellular component: membrane-bounded organelle; cytoplasm. Gene Ontology annotation, molecular function: N-acylphosphatidylethanolamine-specific phospholipase D activity. The transcript is spliced from 5 exons. Gene Ontology annotation, biological process: N-acylethanolamine metabolic process; N-acylphosphatidylethanolamine metabolic process.
AUGAAAAUUGAGAAGAGCAGCACUAAAGUUCGUUUUGGCACCCUGGAUCCGCGCAAAGUAGAGGACGUUACGAAGUCGGUGCUCGAACAUGGACGUUACAGGAACCCACGUUCAUGGGACACAUGGAGGCAACCGUCAUUUAUCACCGCUAUCAAGCUCAUGUUCACGCGCAGUCAGAAUGGACUGCCUUCUAAACAGGAGCUUGAACGGACGCUUCCUAUGAAUGUCACUAACGGCACUGUGAUCGGUAGCCCGCCCGACUCAGGCAUCAAGGUGACAUGGUUUGGCCACGCAAGUCUCCUGGUCCAAUUCGACGGCGUCUCCAUCCUAACCGACCCCAUCUUCAGUAGCUUCUGCGGGCCGGCUUCCCUAGUGGGCUACAAGCGCUACCGGCCGGCGCCCUGCACCGUCGAAGAGCUACCCAAGGUCCACGCCGUGGUCAUCAGCCAUUCUCACUUCGACCACUUGGACCUACCGACGGUGAAGCAGCUCAACCGCAAAUUCAAAAGUGACCUGAGGUGGUUCGUCCCCAGCGGCAUGAAGAGCUGGUUCACUAGAGCCGGCGUGGAGGACGUCGUUGAGCUGAUCUGGUGGGAAGAUACCUGUAAUUACAUCCAGUUAGGCCGAGACACUAGUACGCGGGUCAGGUUCUUCUUCACCCCGGCCCAACACUGGUCCAUGCGCAACGGCAUUGACACGAACAAGAGCCUGUGGGGAAGCUGGUCUAUCUUGGGACCCAAUAACAGGUUCUUCUUCGCAGGAGACACGGGCUACUGCAGCAACGUCUUCAAGGAGAUUGGGCAGAAGUUCGGCCCAUUUGACGUGGCUGCAAUCCCCAUCGGAGCUUACAAGCCUAAGGCUUUGUUGAGCCCCCAGCAUGUCGACCCAUCCGAAGCUGUGCAGAUCCAUUCGGACAUUCAGGCGAGGCAUUCCGUGGGCAUCCACUGGGGAACAUUCGAGCUGGGAAAGGAGCAUUACUUGGCCCCACGAGAGGACCUCAAGAAGGCCUUGGAGAAGGCCCGUCUGGACGGCCACAAUAUCGACUUCUUCACUCUGCAGCAUGGCGAGACCAUGCUUUUGGCAGACAAGAAGACGGGCAACAGAGAGGGUGGUGGCGAAUCCAACUGACAAGACCACGAUAUACGUUUUUGCCUGUGGCUAUGCUUGAUGACACUGGCACGCUGAUGCACAGUCGUAGCCAGUGAUAUGAAUGAUGCUCAUCGAGACGCCAUAGAAAUAUCUAAAUAAAGUACUGGAGAGGUAUAACUUGUUGACACAAUAAUGUAACAUGCUAUGGGCAGCUGUGCAAUUAGAGAAUGUUUUUAAUUAUCUGCUAAAAAGGCUGCCCAGAAAACCUUUAAUUGUGAAUACAUUUUAAAUGGUUGCAGAUAAAGGUGCUUGAAUUCAAUAAUUGUUGAAAAUCAUUAAGCACAUCAAAACGUUAAGUCCGGAUGUAAAUUUCUUUACGGUAACGCUCAUGAUUGUGUGCAGGAGCUAUAGGUCUGAAGUAAACGGAAAUUGUAGUGUGUCUAUGCUUGUCAGCAUUAUUUAAACUGGAAAUAUUCUACAACUUGUUUUUGAGUGUCAAUUAAACGUUGCCAGAAUCCUAAUCGUGAAUCUCUGUGUGCGUAGUUUGAUUCACCCGGAUCCUUAAAAGAACAAUAGUUGAAAAAAAUAAAUAAAUAAGGUUCCCCGGUUUCGUUAGGUAGCUGUUUCUUACAGUGGUGCGGGUGUAUUAAUUAUGAAAAUCGGAAGCCUUUACCCUUAUGAUCGAUUUAACUCUCUCACGUGACCGGUCACUCUCCUAAUGAUCAUUACUUAGGCAUGCGCAAUACUACCAAUGAUUUCGUAUUCCAUAGAGUCCUAAAUUCAUACUACACCGGACUGGUUUUUAAAAACUAGUCGGUAUAUUAUCAAUCGUUUAAAACCACCCACGUGACGGGCUAGGAAUGGGUAAACUGUCUAAGGAAUUUGUAAAUGUAUUUUUCAAUGCCUCCUUAUUGAGCCCGCCCACUGCGCACGUGGGCAAUUAACAUGUGUUCCUCUCCAAUGCCACACUGCAUAUUCCAGCCGCGCGCGUCAUAGUUUACGAGCGUGCUUGCGAUCGGACAUUUUGUGCAUAAUCACGGUUAGCUAUGAUUGGUCAAAACACCAUGGGGCGGGGCUUACUGAAUCGGUCAAUUCAGUGCAAUUAACCUAUCGCGGUAGAAUCGCGUCAACGCAGCUUGUGAAAUAUUGUUCAACUACAUGGACGCGGAACGCGCACAUUCUGAGACAAAUAAUAUACAAAUAUAACAUGGUUUGAGG